ACGCGAUGAUGGAAUAUCAGCUGUUCGUUCCAUUCAAACUUUGGAAAUUGAACUUGCAGAAAUUAUGAAAGGAUCUUUCGAUCACUUUAUGCAAAAAGAAAUUUUUGAACAACCUGAAUCUGUGGUAAAUACUAUGCGUGGUCGUGUCAACUUUGAAAAUAAUAAGGUGACGCUUGGUGGUCUUAAAGCUUUUUUAUUAUUGGUUUGUGAAUAUCGAAUAUUGUCGAAUGUAAAUGAAGAAUAUAGAGAAGAAAUUAAAGACGGUGUAGGGGAAGAAAUUGAAGGUGGUAGUUCAUGUUUUGUUGAAAGAAUUUUGUAA
This is a messenger RNA of Entrophospora sp. SA101, 319 nucleotides long. The record is from the annotation of a GenBank genome assembly. NCBI's taxonomy places the organism in Eukaryota, Fungi, Glomeromycota, Glomeromycetes, Entrophosporales, Entrophosporaceae.